GUAACCCAGGGGCCCCGGCGAGGCGAGUUUCUUUGGGGCGAGAUGUCCCCAGCCGAGCAAAGGGGCUGCGCAUUGGACGGGGCUCCCAAGCCACAGCCCUGGGGGCCUUGAGGAGUCGUGGUACGGUCCAGGGCACUCGGGGCUGCGGGGCCCGUGAAGCCAGACGAGGCUACGGACUUAGGGUCCCUGCAACCAAGACCGCGAGCGACUGUGGACUCGGGACGGAUCGCACAAAGGAGGAAGGGGGAAUCAGAGGGGUGUCCGGUCCAGGACGUGUCAGGCCUGGGCGGGGCGGAAAACUGACACCAGGGCGAGGACAAGGAUUUCGCUCCUCCAGGGCUGCCAGGGGAGGGGCUCGCCACCGUCACUCUCCAUGGGCUCUGGCCCCGACGGUGUUUAAAGGGCGGAGGGCUGGGCCGGGCUGGUCGCACCCGGGCGCUGCUGGCGGCCAAGCUGGAUGGGUCGCCAGUGAGUUUCGGUGCGGCACCGCUGGCCCAGGCCCGGGCGCGGCUGGACAUGGCCACCUACUGCGACGACCUGGGCCCCUCCUCGGCCCCGCCCGGCCAGGCCCGGGCCACCGCGCACCACCCGGGCUAUGAGCCAGGGGAUCUGGGCGCAGUGGGCGGGGGCCCCCUCCUGUGGGUGAACGCGCCAGCGCUCAGCCCCAAGUCCUACGCUUCGGGUCCCGGGCCUGCGCCUCCUUACGCGGCCCCGGGCUACGGGGCUCCCGGCCCGCUCCUCGGCGCCCCGGGCGGCCUGGCGGGCGCCGACCUCGCCUGGCUGAGCCUCUCCGGCCAGCAGGAGCUGCUGAGGCUGGUGCGGCCGCCCUACUCCUACUCGGCGCUCAUCGCCAUGGCCAUCCAGAGCGCGCCGCUGCGGAGGCUGACGCUCAGCCAGAUCUACCAGUACGUGGCUGGCAACUUCCCUUUCUACAAGCGCAGCAAGGCGGGCUGGCAGAACUCCAUCCGCCACAACCUGUCGCUCAACGACUGCUUCAAGAAGGUGCCCCGCGACGAGGACGACCCAGGUAAAGGCAAUUACUGGACCCUGGACCCCAACUGCGAGAAGAUGUUUGACAACGGGAACUUCCGAAGGAAGAGGAAGAGGAGAGCUGAAGCCAGCGCGGCCGUGCGCUCGGGAGCCAGGAGCGGGGGAGGGGCCGAGGCGCCAGCGCUGGAGCCCCCGAGCGCGGCUUGCCUGGACCUGCAGGCCUCGCCCUCUCCAUCCGCACCCGAGGCCGCCACCUGCUUCUCUGGUUUCGCCUCGGCUAUGAGCGCUCUGGCUGGCGGCCUUGGCACCUUCCCCGGAGGCCUGGCGGGCGACUUUUCUUUCGGGAGGCGGCCACCGACGGUCGCCACCCACGCUCCCCAGACCCUUAGCCCCUCGCCUGGCUUCGCCCCUGGCCACCAGACCGCGGCCGCCGGCUUCCGCCUCAGUCACCUCCUCUACAGCCGGGAAGGGACCGAAGUUUGAAGGGAGGCUGGAGGCUAGCCGGGUGCGGGUCCAGAGGUGCUGAGCUCAGGCCUCCGGUUUCCCCUGGUGACAGCCCCACGUGUUGGCUUUGAAGGCCUUGGUGCCCUGGGAGGAAGCGCAGAGCCGGGGGCGGCUCGGCCAGCAGGGAGCUGGGCCGAGCGGCUCUUGGGCUUUGGGGUGGGUGGCCCUUCUGCUGUGCACCCCUCACCCAGGCGACCUUCGGAGCCUCCCUGCUCUGCCUCUAAGUCCAGCCGUCCUGGGCGUCUAGAACCUGUGCUCUCGAGGGAUUUGCCUUGAAGGGGCGGCGGGUCGGCCCUCAGCUCCAGCGUUUUCCAAGGAGGCUGGCUGACUCCAAAGAGCCUUAGAGCAGGUGGGAAGAAGGUGGGCUGCCAGAGCGGCCCGGGUGGUGGGGGCCCUCUCCACCUCCACCCAGCUUGGCCCACCUGGCUCAGGGCCUUCCCUUCUGCUUCAGGGAAGCUGCCGCAGGGGCUGGGGGACAGAGCUCAGGAGCAGCUGCAGUGGGCUCCAGUGAGGGGAUCUGAGACAGUUGGCAUUGGGUCCUGUGUAAGGAAGGUCUUGCUAAUGGUUGGAACUGCUGUGGUGGGAGGGAGAAGCACUGCGUGGGCAGAAAGCGCCCUUGGGAUACCAGCUCCCUUCCCUGUCACUCAGCCCUGGUCCUUGAUGACCCCCCUCUAGGACAAGGCAACUCCCCAGGGCCCCGCCACCACUGACCACAGGAGCGGUGCCCAGCACCCAGGAGUUCCCCACGGGUCCAGGUUUGUGCCACCCACACCCGCAUCCACACUCACACUCAUACUCACACUCACACCCACACUCACACUCACACCCACACCCACACUCACACUCACCCUCACACCCACACUCACACCCACACUCACACCCACACUCACACAGGCUCAUGGAAGGCCACACUUGUUUUGGUCUCUUUCCCCUCCAAACCCACAGUUUGAGCCAAAGCUGUGCGUGUGUUCAGAGCUCCUGAACAGCAGCCUCUUGUGUAAAUUGAACCCUGCCCCACCCAGUUCGUUCUUAGAGAUGGUAUCUUUGUGAAGGACAAGGAGCCCCCAGUAACUGGGAAGAGGAAUUUUUUGGCCUCUGUACUCCUUAGAGGACCUAAGUGCCCCAGUCAGAUGCCCUGAGUCUUUGUGGCAUCUGGGACUCCCUGGAGAUGGAGA
Messenger RNA from Pan troglodytes (chimpanzee), 2669 nucleotides. It is a transcript of the gene FOXI2, whose product is annotated as forkhead box I2. Gene Ontology annotation, biological process: cell differentiation; anatomical structure morphogenesis; regulation of transcription by RNA polymerase II. NCBI's taxonomy places the organism in Eukaryota, Metazoa, Chordata, Mammalia, Primates, Hominidae. The coding region runs from base 517 to 1473 and encodes 318 amino acids. The record is from RefSeq and is a predicted model, not a curated record. The transcript is spliced from 2 exons. Gene Ontology annotation, molecular function: RNA polymerase II cis-regulatory region sequence-specific DNA binding; DNA-binding transcription factor activity, RNA polymerase II-specific.